AUGCCUUUUUCGGUGAAGCUCAUGGUUGUUGCCAUCAUCUGUACAUUUUACCUGUUCAAUGCCGUGGCUAGUCCAGACCACUUGUGUUCAUCUGAUGAAACUGAACGAAUGGGUGUUUGCGGAACACAUCUUGCAGAUGAUCUAUCUCUAGUCUGUCGUGCAGUAUACAAUAAGCGCGGAACUUCUGAAGUUCGAGAUGUUACGUGGUCCCAGUACCCGAAAAUAGUGAUGAAGAGAGACACGAAUAUCCCUACAGUGGACUGGGCAAAGACUGCGAAUAUGUUAGAUAAAGUAAAAAGAAAAAACAUGGAAAAACUUGGCAAGGUAGCACUUGAAAAACGAAACGCUUUCGCCUAUAUAUCUACAAUAAGGCAAGGAGGAUUGGUGUGCGAGUGUUGUGUUCACAAUUGUGGUCUUGAUGAAAUGAAAAUGUACUGUGGAAAUGUGGAAGACGACCAGUGA
Molecule: messenger RNA, 462 nt
Organism: Ylistrum balloti
Lineage: Eukaryota; Metazoa; Mollusca; Bivalvia; Pectinida; Pectinidae
Product: con-Ins Tx1-like
Exons: 2
Coding region: 1-462 (153 amino acids)
Cellular component (GO): extracellular region
Molecular function (GO): hormone activity
Source: RefSeq, a predicted model, not a curated record